AUGCUGGCUAAAGAAGGACUAAAAGUCGUCGAUGUGUAUCAAGAAUGGGCUGGUUCUACCGUUGUACUAGAAGAUCUAUUUUUAAAAUUGAAACGUAGUCUGACGCAAGCAGAAUUCUUGACGUAUUACUCGGUACCAAUUAUCGAAUGUAGAUAUCGUGGUCAUUGUGAACCAUCGUUAUUGUUCUUCGGAAUUAACGAUUCAUUUCUGGCAAAAUAUUCCGAUAUAGAGAGGAGUCUUGUCUCUACAAUUGGAAAAACAUCUGUCAUUACCGAGCCAAUGCUAUAUACCGAAGAAAGUGAAAGUUUAAGAAGUUUAUUAACUCAAACAGCUGAAAAAAUCGACGAAAACACUUGGUUACAACAAGAACCGUACAAAUUGAAUGUCGCAUUAUUUGUUAUCAAACCUGAUCUGUUAGCUAGUGGCAAAAAAGAUGAGAUUAUUGAUCAUCUGAAGGAACGUGGUUUUAUUAUUCAUCAUAUGCAGGACAAACUGUUAAAUGAUGAAAAUAUUACAAAAAUAUUUAAACCAUCAAAUUAUUUGGAGCCUCAUUUGAUCGAUGAAUUUAAUCGUUUUAUGUCGUCGGGCCCAUCAACGUACAUAGUAUUGUCCAAAGGUCAUACUGGAAAAACAACAUUGGAUGAACUAUCAUAUUUUGUUGGUCCAAAUGAUCCCGAUCGUGCAAAAGAAAUUGCUAAAGAUUCAUUAGUAGCACGAUAUGGGACGGACGCGAUUUUGAAUGGUUUUCAUAUCAGUGAAAAUAAUGAAGAAGCUCGAAAAGAAAUUCAAGUCACUUUUCCCGAUUAUCAUUUACCAAUUAUCGAAGGAAAACGAAUAGUCGAAUAUAUACAACAAUCAGCCACGUUGGGGCUCAUUGGACCGGCUCAAUGUAGAACAAAAAAAGCAACAAUAAUUCAGACCAUACGUAAUGCUGGUUUUGAAGUUCGAUAUCAAAAACCUUAUACAUUUCGUUCAGAUGAAGUAGAAUCAUUGUACAUUAAACAUCGAAAUGAUCACUUUUUCAAACAAAUGAUUGAAGCAUAUACAGUAGGUCCAUGCCUUUUACUGUAUAUUGCAAAACAUGAGAAUGCUGUAUCAGAUUUUAUCAAAUUUAUCGGACCAUUUCGACGAGAAGAAUAUAUGACAAUGCCUGGAACUUUGCGUUGCGAUUUUGAUGAUCCAAUAUCCCCAAUGACAACAAUUCAUGGUUCAGAAACAAUUAUUGAUGCUCGAAAAGAACUAAAACAAUUUUUUCCAUAUCAGCAAACAUGCUCAAUAUUGAAACCAAAUUUAUCAUCUGUACAAAAAGAUGAAAUUAUGAAACGUAUUCGAGCAGCGGGUUUCACAAUACUAUCGAAAGAAACUCGUCAAUUAUCAAAAGAAUUGUUAACUCAAAUGUAUGCAAGACAUAAUGGUCUACCUUGGUUUCAAGAUUUUAUUCGAUUUAUGAACAGUGAUGUGUGUACAAUUCUGAUACUUGGUCGAGAAGAUGCUGUAAUGGCAUACCGAGAAAUGAUGGGACCCGUUGAUCCAGUGAAAGCGAAAACAGAUGCACCUGAAUCAAUUCGUGCUAUAUAUGGUCUUGAUAUUAUGCGUAAUGCUGUACAUGCAUCAUCUCAUAUUAAAUUUGCUCGAGAAGAAAUUCGUUUAUUGUAUCCGGAUUACGAGUUUAUUAAAAAGCGACCCUCGUUUAUUCAUACCAUCAAAGAAUCAGUGGAUGUUGACAGUGAAUUCGAUAAAUCAAAACAGAUAAAUCAUGAUAUUGAUUCGUUAACAAGUCAGAGAAUAUCACAAGACAUGCAUGACGACGCUGAUGAAUUCAUCUAUCUUGAACCAAAUGAAAUUCUCUAUGAUGUAUCCGUAUAUACUCGCACAAGAGAGAAUAUUAGUGAAGACACAGCUGUGUUUCUCACAUUAAUCGGACGAACAACAGAGACAAAAAAGUUUUUGUUACAAUUUGCGGAUAAUACAAUUCAAUCUUUGUUACCAAAUAAAAUGGAUGUUUUUCGAUUUGUUGAUCAAGAUGUUGGAUCAGUAUGUUGUAUAGGUCUUCUCACUUUCACUGAAUUGACUGUUCUCAGUCUAUUUCAGUUGAAAGCAAUAAAAUUUUCACAUGAUGGUAGAGGAUUUCCGAAAAAUUGGUUCGUUGGAACGGUGAAUGUGACAUUGCCAAGUAGAAAUAAAACAUACGGUAUACUAUUAUCUGGACCUCAAGGUGUUUAUGCAUUUCAAUUACGCAAAUCGUUAACAAAUCGCAUUCCAUUUGAAAAUCGUUGUAGAGAUAUCUUUUUGGUGGAAGUGGAUAAUGAAUUACGUCAACUAGAAUAUGUCGUUUUGGAACAUAAUAAUGAAAAUGCUGCACCAGCUUGGUAUGUUGACUUUGUUGUCAUAAAGUUAUUGAAUCAUCAACAAGAAUACUUUUUUCCAGUGAAUCGUUGGUUAUCAACCAAUUACUUAGAUGGAAAAACAAAAGUAACGUUAUCUUCAGCUGUCAUGAGUGUUGUUUCAGAAGAAGACUUGCUUGAAAAUCGUUCAGAUCUGAUUAAAUAUGAAAUUCAUAUUACUACAGGCUCUAUGCCAAAAGCAGCUACCAAUUCACCAGUGUGGAUAACAAUCAAUGGUACAAAAUCAUCGAUAACGAAUAAAUAUUUGGAAAUAGCUAAUAAUGAAUUGUUUCCAUUUGAACCAAGUCAAACAGAUACGUUCAUUCUUUACGAUCAAGAUGUUGGAGAAAUUGAGAAAUUGUUUCUUGGACACGAAAUUGUUCAGUAUGGCGAAGGUCUAUUUCUCAAGAAUAUUUCAAUUAAUGUUCCAUCGAAAGGAUCUGAAAGUGAAAAAUUCCGAAUUAAUAAAUGGUUAAAUCCAAAACGUGUCGAUGGUAUUCCAUUGCUCGAAAUUCAAGUACAAAAACCACUUGUUAAAGAAGUGAAACAACGAAGUGUCAAGAAGAAAACAGUGCGAAGGCGUACAGCAUUACCGACAUCAAAUCCGCGAGCUGUAGUAAGUCAAAUCCCAAGUCGUACGGCGAAUGCAACGGAAACAACAUUGCAUACGUCUGUAUCGUCCGAAUCGCUAAAAGUGGAAAAUGAAUAUGUCUACUUUGUAUACAUAUUAACCCGUGAUUUUGAGUGUGAUAUAGCUAGACCAAGUGUAUUUAUUGAUUUGUUCAUCGAUAAGAUCAAUAGAACAGAUUAUAUGCGACUAAAGUGUGAAAAUGGACAAGAUAUUAAGCAAGCACUUGAAAAAAGAUCAUUUGCAAAAUUCAUUGUGAAAGGACCAAAAGUGAAUGGAGUACGUAGAUUAUGCGAUUCUAUGACGUAUAUAAAGCCGUUGUUUAAAUUGUUUGAAAAUUCAAAAUGGUUAGAUUGUAGUGCAGGAAAUGGUUAUGGUAUUGUUUCGUUAAAUUUUGAUCAAAUAAUCGAUCCAACGAUUGCAUCAAGUGUCGAGGAAAUGAAAGAACAAAUAUCACAAUCGUUUAUUCGUACAACACAAAAAAUAUCAGAUACAAAUUUAAAACAAACAUCUGAACAAUUAGAAGAACAUAUUCGUGCCAUAUUUAAGACAUUUUCAGCUGAAACUGGAUUCUCAGUAAAUGAUAAAAGAAAAUUAUCGUCAACAGAUCUAUCACAAAAAAAAUAA
Messenger RNA from Didymodactylos carnosus, 3639 nucleotides. The record is from the annotation of a GenBank genome assembly. NCBI's taxonomy places the organism in Eukaryota, Metazoa, Rotifera, Eurotatoria, Philodinida, Philodinidae.